AUGGUAUUGGUGCAUGGAUGCAAUGCAUGGGUCCUCACCGCACGCUUCACCUCCAGUAUCCCAUUGUCGACCUCGCUCAAGUCCGCGGCUCUUCUAGAGCAGAUGAAGGUCCAUCUCGCCACCGACACUGGAAAGCAGAUCUCCAGCAAGAUAAGCCUCGUCUACCAGCUCAACAUCGCCCCAAAGAAGAUUGGAGUGGAUGAGGGGAUCUACGUUGUCGAUCUCAAGCAAGGAACGGUCACCGAAGGCCCCUUUUUUCCCUUUACAGAUAACGAUUUCCUGUCAAUUGCGACAAGGAAGAUGAACCUGCAGAUUGCAUUCGUCAGAGGAGCGAUGAAGAUUAAGGGAAGUAUAAGUGCAGCUCAAAAGUUCACACCUGAUAUCUUCCCCAAACCAUCAAAACUUUAAACCGAAAGUCUGGUGAUGCUCCCUUUAGUGCAAACUAGUGUAUGCUCAUCGUUCUGCCUGUUCUAGUCUUUAUAAAAUAAAAGAUAAAGGAAAUCAAAAUCAGCUAAAGGUUUGAGUUGCAUCAUUUCACUGAACAAAUCAUACUCUUGUUAUUUGUAGACAUUGUUUUCCUAAAUGAAAUAAUUAUUGUGUUGAGGUAA
Molecule: messenger RNA, 608 nt
Organism: Zingiber officinale
Lineage: Eukaryota; Viridiplantae; Streptophyta; Magnoliopsida; Zingiberales; Zingiberaceae
Product: sterol carrier protein 2-like
Exons: 5
Coding region: 1-408 (135 amino acids)
Cellular component (GO): cytosol
Source: RefSeq, a predicted model, not a curated record